Sphenostylis stenocarpa is the source of this 543-nucleotide messenger RNA. The record is from the annotation of a GenBank genome assembly. Lineage: Eukaryota; Viridiplantae; Streptophyta; Magnoliopsida; Fabales; Fabaceae.
AUGGCAUCUCAAGGUUUGUGUCCUUCGAUAAAAAAUAUUCUUCUUUUGGACUCUGAAGGGAAGCGUGUGGCAGUCAAGUAUUACUCAGAUGACUGGCCAACAAACAAUGCAAAGUUAGCUUUUGAGAAGUUUGUAUUUAGUAAGACUGUUAAGACAAAUGCUCGUACAGAAGCUGAGGUAACGCUACUUGAGAACAAUAUCAUAAUUUACAAAUUUGUGCAAGACCUGCAUUUCUUUGUCACUGGUGGUGAUGAUGAAAAUGAGCUCAUUUUAGCAUCAGUACUUCAAGGUUUCUUUGAUGCAGUCACCCUUCUGUUGAGGAGCAAUGUUGAUAAAAGAGAGGCCCUUGAGAACUUGGAUCUCAUUCUGUUGUGUCUUGAUGAGAUUGUUGAUGGAGGGAUGAUACUUGAAACAAAUGGACCUCUUAUUGCUGAAAAAGUGACCUCUCAUAGCUUGGAUGCUGAUGCCCCCUUGUCAGAGCAGACACUAACUCAAGCUUGGGCUACAGCCAGAGAACAUUUGACAAGAACCCUUUUAAAAUAA